AUGAAAAGACUGGUGAUAGUAGGUGAUGGGAAAUGUGGUAAAUCCAGUUUAAUCAGACGAUAUAUACAACAAGAGUUUUUACAAGACCAUUAUAUACCAACUUUAUUUGAUGUCUCGACAAAACAAGUUGAAACCGAAAAUGACCAGAUGAUGUUAGUGAUUCAUGAUACAGCAGGGCAAACAGAUCUGGACUCUCUUAGACCAUUUCUAUAUUACCGCAGUGACGUUAUUAUCGUCUGUUUCUCAGUAGACAAUCCAUGCAGUUUAGUCAAUAUAAAAGACAAAUGGAAAGAUGAAGUUAGUAAAUAUUGUACAGAUGUACCCAUUAUACUUGUGGGUACUAAGUCAGACUUAGCGGAGUCCGCCUCAUUGGACAGAUGUGAAAAAUGUAAAUUAGUUUCAAGGAUAGGUCAUACUAUGUCUACCAUUAUAGGUGCAGAUAAAUAUUUAGAGUGCUCAGCCCUAGAAAACAAAGGCAUUACUGAAGUUUUUGAAGAAGCCCUGAAUCUAGCUAUUGCCAGGGAUAUAAGACAAAGAAGACGAUCUUCAAUUUUCAGAAGGGGAUCAGUAUUACUUGGAUUUGCCAAUGACUGA
This is a messenger RNA of Lottia gigantea (owl limpet), 594 nucleotides long. RefSeq lists its product as hypothetical. The coding region runs from base 1 to 594 and encodes 197 amino acids. The transcript has 2 exons. The record is from RefSeq and is a predicted model, not a curated record. Gene Ontology annotation, molecular function: GTP binding; GTPase activity. NCBI's taxonomy places the organism in Eukaryota, Metazoa, Mollusca, Gastropoda, Lottiidae. Gene Ontology annotation, biological process: small GTPase-mediated signal transduction.